CCGUCCAGCUCCAGAACUCUUCUCCCUCCUCUCACCUUCCCUACUAGCAGUACUAGCUAUACUAGCUAGCUUAAUUAUGGGUGAGGCGGGCGCCAACAUGGCCCACUGGUCUGGGCUCUACGGCGGUGGCGGCGGAGGGAGCUCGAAUAAUGGGCCGGACCAGGGCGGCGGCAGCGUGGUGACGGUGUCGAGCCCGACGUCGGGGGGAUCGGGCGGCGGGACGAGCCCGGCCCGCUCGGCGCCCGGCGUCGAGGCGGGCCGGGUCGGCAAGCCGGCCCGCCGCCGGUCCAGGGCGUCCCGCCGGGCCCCCGUCACGCUGCUCAACACCGACACCUCCAACUUCCGCGCCAUGGUGCAGCAGUUCACCGGCAUCCCCUCCGGACCCUACGGCCCGCCCGGCGCGAACGGCCCCGUCAUCAGCUUCGGCUCCGGCGCCGACUACAGCAUCGGCGGCGGCGCCUUGCCGGUGCGCCCGGCGCCGACGUCGGCCGUCAUGUCCUUCGACCACCACCACCACCUCGGCCGCGGCCACCUCGCCGCCGCGCCGCCGCCGUCGUCUUCGUCGUCUCCGGCGCCGGCCGGGUUGCAGGGCCAGCUGUUCCGGCCGCAGCAGCACCAGCAGUACGGCGGCGGAGGCGAUUACGGCAUGCACCAUGGCGGCGGGGACAUGUUCCUGCAGGGGUUCGAGUCGUCGGCGGAGGACAGGAUGCUGCUGCAGAGCAUCCAGGCGGCGCACCAGAUGAUGCCAAGGCCGGCGUCCGCUAACAACACCAACGGCUACAACUUCGGUUGAUUAUCAAUUAACGACGACACUCCUGAUUAAUCAUUCAGAGAGCCAGGCCAGGAAGCAAGCUCUGCAUCCAUGAUCCAUCCAUGGUUUAAUUAACUUGCUUCCUCCGAUGCUCUCUGCAUGCGACCCCGACCGGCCGACGACGAUCGAUGCUGCUGCGGUUGUUGCAUCCACUGUCAAAACCGCUCCGUAAUUAAUUUUUGUUGGCCUUGCAGGUGUAGAGAUCAGUCAAAGUUAUGCAGGGUUAGCUGGGUUCAGUUAAGGCAGUGUAAUUAGCUGUAGUAAGUAAGCUACACUGUAUACUUAGAAGAAGAAGAAGGUGAAUGUGAAACGGAAGGAAGGCAUGUAAAUAUAGUUUUAGCUUUCGGUGCCGCGACUUGAUAAGCGAGGAAUCUUCUUUUAGAUUGUGUGGGAAGCAAAGUUGGAGACUACAAGCAACCGCCAAUGCAUGCAUCUGCCUGCCGCCCGCUAGCUGGUCAAGUCGCCGCGCCCCAUUCAUCACAUGUUGUUUUCCCCCUAAUAAAUGCGCCCUUUUCUGUCC
This is a messenger RNA of Brachypodium distachyon (stiff brome), 1331 nucleotides long. RefSeq names its product calmodulin-binding protein 25. The record is from RefSeq and is a predicted model, not a curated record. NCBI's taxonomy places the organism in Eukaryota, Viridiplantae, Streptophyta, Magnoliopsida, Poales, Poaceae. The transcript has a single exon. The coding region runs from base 77 to 793 and encodes 238 amino acids.